Messenger RNA from Trypanosoma grayi, 324 nucleotides. RefSeq lists its product as hypothetical. The record is from RefSeq and is a predicted model, not a curated record. The coding region runs from base 1 to 324 and encodes 107 amino acids. Lineage: Eukaryota; Euglenozoa; Kinetoplastea; Trypanosomatida; Trypanosomatidae. The transcript has a single exon.
AUGCUGCCGAUGAUGAGGAACAGCACCAGCGACAGGAAACCCGGCACGACGAGCGGGUACAGCGUGAUGAUCGGCAGGAAUUCCAGAAGCAUGAUGCUGACGAAGAGGUGCAUGCGCCACACCUGGCGCUUGUGCCGCAUGCUCUGCCGGUUCUGCUCGUGCUUGGGGGGCAGCGGGGGCGCAACGGCCUUGAAGUACCGCAGGAACUCCUCCAGGUCGCUCACGCCAGCGAAGUUGUGGCUCUUGAUCGGCGGCAUCUUCCGUUCCGUCACGGGCACCUCCCACGAGAAGGUCAGCACCGGUUCGGCGUUCCACACCUUGUAG